Temnothorax curvispinosus is the source of this 507-nucleotide messenger RNA. RefSeq lists its product as uncharacterized. Bases 1 to 507 code for a protein of 168 amino acids. The record is from RefSeq and is a predicted model, not a curated record. The transcript has a single exon. Lineage: Eukaryota; Metazoa; Arthropoda; Insecta; Hymenoptera; Formicidae.
AUGCAGAAGAAAAUAUGGAAGGAAAUAGCGAGUAACUUUAAGAAAAGAGGUUACAACGUAACUGACGAACAAUGUCCUGUUAAAUGGAAGAACUUGAAACAGAAAUAUAGGUCGGUGCGUGAUGCUAAUAAUGAGACUGGCAGUGCUAAAGUAUCUUGGGAAUACUUUGAUUUAAUAGACGAGUUUAUGAAUACUACACCUGAAGUAACACCUGUAUCACUUGCUUCAAACACACGUGGAUUUAGACUGCACAAAGAAAAUGUAUGUACAACAGAAAACAGCGAAUCCAACGAUGAAAAUACAGUACCCAACACUACUUCUACUUCUACUUCUACUACUUCUUCUUCUACUACUUCUCAUGGUACAAAGCACAAGUUCAGAAAACGUGCAAGAAAACGUAGAAAAACAGCCUACGUCUUCUGGGGGGCCGCCCUAAGGCCCAACUUGCGCAUCGUAGCCACCACUGCCCUCACUGCGACAUUCGCCUUUUCUCGGUCCUCAUCCUAA